Messenger RNA from Schistosoma mattheei, 2475 nucleotides. The record is from the annotation of a GenBank genome assembly. Lineage: Eukaryota; Metazoa; Platyhelminthes; Trematoda; Strigeidida; Schistosomatidae.
AUGGGAAAUGAAACUAGUCAAACCUCUGGACAAGAAGAGGAUAUUCAAAGAAAUGAUGUUAGUCAUAAACGUAGUCAAUCAUUACAACGUGAUUUAACUUUAUCUAAUACAGGAAUUACUUUAUUACCGAAUUCAUGUAAAAGUCAAUCACAAAUUUCUUUACAUGAAAUCGUUGGAACAAAUGAUUCUAGUCAAGAUAAAACAAAUUCAAAGUUAACUACAGAUACAUCAACUACUGAAAUAGCUUUACUUAAAACUGUACAAAUGGAAUUAACUGAUGAUGAAAAGGAAUGUAUACAACAAGUAUUAGCUAGAGCACGUCUUGUAGAAAUGAAUGAAGAUAAACGUGUUACAAAACUACAAACUGAACUAAAACAUACUGAGCAAGUUGUUAAACGUCGUGUUUCACUAUCAAAUCAAGAUGUUACAAAGCAAGUUUAUUGUUGUUUACUCUGUGGACAAACUCCAUUACCAGAAGGUCAGUAUUCUGGACAAGACUGGAAAGUGUGCCAUGAUUGUCAGAAUAAUCUGUGCCCAAACUGUGUAGUACAGAUUGGUAAAAAUGUUGAUUCUGAAGUGUUUUGGUUGUGUAAAUUAUGUCAAAAGAAACGUCAAUUGACUGUCAGUUCUGGUAGUUGGUUACAACGUCUUCCUAAAAAUAACAAUAAUAAACAAACGAAGGAAUUACAAAAACUAAUACAGAAAACACAUGGAAUCACACGAACAGCAUCUUAUUCUCAAUAUGAAGAUUUAAUUGAUCAGGUUAGUUUAGAUGAAUCUACAGUAAAUAGUGGAGAUCAAGACGAACAUGAAGGUGAGGAAGAAAAAGAAGAAGAAUCGAAACAAUUAAUACAGAAGGAUAAUACACAACUUGUAAAAUCUCAUGAAAAUUCUAUAUUAAAAAAUAUUCAUCAAAGAAGAGCUUCAGAACAAAACAGUAUUAAAGAGGUGGUUGAAUCAACACACCGACUAUAUCAUUCCAUUAAUGAUAAUCAACCUGUAAAUAAUGAAACUAGAAAAGUAUCAAUAGGACAGAGAUUUUUACGCCAAAAUGAUGCUGUUAUUCAUGAUGACGAUGAUGAUGUUGAUAGGGAUAAUUAUAAAAAUCGAACUUAUCAAAAUCGUCUACAUUUGUAUUUUACAAAACAAAUUAGUGAACAAUUCAGUGUGGAUAGUGAUGAUGAUGAUAAUGAUAAUGUGUAUGAGAAAGACAAUCAAAAAUCUGAUCUUGUUAAUUUUCAUGAUAAAACUAAUGAAUCUAAUCAAAAUGAUCAAUUUAAUGAAACAAUUUUACAUAACAAUAAAUCAUCAACUAUAGUUCAACAAUUACAUCAUGAAGAAUGUUAUGAUGGAAUAGACAUGACUGAUGAAAUACAAGAGAUUACACCAACUGAUGUUAUUGAUGAAAAAGCUACUGAAAGGAAAGAAAUUGUUCAAUCUACUUAUACAAAUGUUCCUUUAGAUAAUAGUGAUCAAAUAAAUGUUUCAUGGUGUACAGUAUCACCAACCAACAUAUUAUCACAUCAUCAUACAGAUAAACAACAGUUUAUACCUGAAGAUUAUACUAUCUCUUCAAUGGAUUAUCUGAAUAGGCCUUAUCAUGAUAAUCAAGAACAUUUAAUCAGAUCUAAUUCAGAUCAGAUUAUAUUAAAUGAUCAAGAAAAUAUAAUAGAAUCAUUUAAUUCUUAUUCAAUCAAUCAGGAAAAUGAUCCAUUUAAUGAAAAUUCAUUGAUUUAUCACAAUAGACAACCAUCUAUAAAACAAGAUUCUAAGGAUGAUAUAUCAAUGAAAUAUUUAGAAAAAACAAACCUAUUUAACACUUAUACACAAUCAUAUGAAGAUAAAAUUGGUUUAAUUAUACCACAAUAUAAUUCAGAUGAAUAUAAUGAAGAUAUGAAUAUAAUUAAUGAUACUAAUGAUGAAACAAAAUCCUUAUCUCAAUCUUUGUUAACCAAUCAAGAUAAUGGAAGAUAUUCAAAUCAUAUACAUUUACAAUGCAAUAAUCAAUCACGUAGACAAUCAUAUCCAAUAAUUAUUAAUGAUGAUCAUGUAUUAUCAUUAUCUAAUCAAAUGAUUCAACAACAACAACAACAACAACCACGUUUAGCAUCAAAAUCUAGUUAUUUUGAAUAUUUUAAUACUGAUGAUCAUGAUCAUGAUAAUGAUGAUGAUGAUAAUGAAGACAGAUUCAUUCAUUCUUAUUAUGAUCAACCUAAUUCUUAUCAUUCAAAUAGGUUAUCUAAUCAUGAAAUGAAUUCAAAUCAAUUAAAUCUAUUUUUUCCAUAUAAUUUAAAUGAAUCAUGGGAUUAUGCUGAAGAUUUACGUAAAAUAGAUGAAAAUAUAUAUCAUCGUACAAAUAUUUCAAAUAAAACAAUUGAUUUUAACGAUAUUACUUAUGAUACAAUUAAAGUAGUAUAUUCAAUGAAAAUGAAAAUAAUAUUCAUACUACUAUAUCGACAGGAACUACUAACGUAA